AAGUUCGCAGCUGGGCAGGACUCCAAAGGUGCAGCAGCAGCAACAAACUGGAGUUCAAAGUUAGCAGUAAAUUGCACAACUUCCAGCUCAUCGCUACGCUCGGUGACUAUUAACAAGCUGGAAGGCGCUCAGGCAAAAAAAAAAUAGGGGAGAAGGGAACACCCUCGAAUUGUUUGGGGAUCGCUGAUGUUAUGCCGCUGGGAUCAUGGCUCCUUUUGGAAGGAAUUUAUUAAAAACGCGGCAUAAAAACAGAUCUCACAGCAAGGACAUGGCUUCAAAUGAAAGAGAGAUUGUGGUUUGGGUUUGCCAGGAGGAGAAGAUUGUAUGUGGCCUGACAAAGCGCACAACUUGCUCAGAAGUGGUUCAAGCGCUGCUUGAGGAACAUCAGACAACAUUUGGAGAGAAAAAGGUCCUUUUUGGAAAACCUAGUGAUUACUGCAUUGUAGAAAAAUGGAGAGGCUCAGAGCGAGUACUGCCUCCCUUGACAAAGAUUCUGAGACUUUGGAAGGCCUGGGGGGAAGAGCAGGCUAAUUUGCAUUUUGUAUUGGUAAAGUCAGAUGCUUUCCUCUCGUUUCCAUUGUGGAAGACAGCAGAAGCCAAGGUAGUACAAAACAUAGAGAAGCAGUGGGACCUCAGCCCAGCAAACUACAUGAAGAUGUUGCCAAUAGACAAGCAAAAGAAAAUUGUGAGGAAGACUUUCCGGAAGCUGGCCAAGCUGAAGCAGGACAGUGUUCAGCAAGAGAGAGAUAAUAUGGAGACUCUGAUUCAUCUGAUCAUUUCUCAAGAUCAUACGAUUCAUCAACAAGUCCUUAGAAUGAAGGAACUAGAUAUGGAAAUUGAAAAAUGUGAAGCAAAAUUCCAUCUAGAUCGUGUGGCGAAUGAUGGAGAAAAUUAUGUGCAGGACUCCUAUUUAAUGAUCAAUACAAGUGAGGCUGAGCAUCAAGGGAGUAGGCCAGAUGAUCAAAAAGAUAUUCAUGACUAUUUGAGCAAAAGUGAGGGAAUUUUACAGGUGGAAGAGAGACUGAAACAUCACAAACAAUUAAUAGAGAACCUGUGUGCUGAAAUUGAAAGAGAAGUACACGGUAUAUGCAUGGAAAAAAAUGGAGAGGAUGUUCACACAGAAGGAGCAGCUAAUGCUGAACUGGAAGCCUCAGAUUUGGAAAGUGUAAAAUAUGAGCUAGAAAAAAGCAUGAAAGAUGGUCUGAGAAUCAACUCAUACCUGAGCUGCAUCCAGAAAGAACUUACAUACAGGGACUCGCUUCUUCAAAAGAAGGAAAAAGAAUAUGAACUUCUUACAGAAGAAUUUAAUUUGCUACAUGUUAAAGACAACAUUGAAACUCGGCUUAAAUCAAAUGAAGAGCCAUCCAAGGGCAGUGUCAUUUCCAGUAACAGCAUUGCUGUUCCUGACUUUGUUCAUAGAGUGACUAAUCUGGACAUCAACGACACAGACUCUGACACUGGAAUCAGCUCUACACACAGUCAGGACUCUGAAAUAGCUGCAGGGGACAUGGUACUGUUGUCAACAUAGUUGAAAACAGUAACACAUUUUUUUAAAUUUUAUUUUGGAGGAUAUUUAUAAGAAUUAGCAUACCUGUUGUCUUGGAAGUUAAGCUCUUCAAGGUAUUGAAGCUGUGGCACUGCUUCAGCAAAGUAAAGAGUGUCUAUUUAUGUCCUUAAAAGUAUACUUGUGCUAGAAUGCUGUGUGCUAGAACGGGCUAACUGGUAAAAGGUGCAAGGUUGUUGGCUUUGCUGCAUCAAGACUGUUUAGACUUUGUAAUGUUGAUACUCAGUGAAAUGGGAGCAUUCUGACUGCCUUGCACCAAAAGUUUGGAGGUUUCAUAUCCUUUGGUCUUUGGGUCUGCUCCUGCAUCUCCCUAACUUUUUAGGAAUGUGAAGUAGAGACGAAAGAAAGCUAGACCAAGAGCUUGAUUUUCUGCUCUGUUACAUUAGCUUUAUGCAGACGGAGUUUCCUUGCUAUGAAGCUGCUGUGAAAGAUUAUACAAUUGAGCAUUUAAUCUGCUAAAAAUAAUGUCUAUGAUAAUGUAGAACAGAAGAAAUAUAAUUGCAUUUAUGUCAUAUUUUUAAAUUUAGUUUAUAUAAUAUCAGGAUGAUAUUUUUAAAAACUCCUAAGUCCCAUUUUAAAAACUACCUUCCACACAUGGGUUUUUAUUUUUGAUUCUCUUUCAGCAGCUUUUAUCUGCUUUUAAGAUCCUUAAACCCCCUACUUAUCUGCUGUUACCCUGUAGUUGCCCUAGUGAUGUUUAAGUCCACAGAGUUCCUGCCAGCAGGCAUGUCAGAACUACUUAAAUCCUGCUUGUGCGAGACGCUGAAAUCCCAGGCUCACACCUAACCCUAGGGGCAUUUUCAGCAAGACUUUCUCCUACCUAUCUCACCAGCUGGAUCCAGUGUCUUAAACCUCCUGAAAUCACGGCUACCAAAAAAAGCAUAACAGAAGCAACAGGUAGGAACCAGACAUUUUAGUCUCUGGCUAGACACUCUUUCCCAAUAGCCAGCUAUCAACUAUUUUCAUAUAGCAAGUAGGUUUUCAAAUCCCAUCUCAUACUCAUACAUACUGCUCCAUUUGGAACAGGAACCUGUAAAUCCUACUUUCUCAGUGAGGACUUUGGAAUACAGCAAAAACUGAUCCACUUUAUAAAGUUAAAAAUUGGGCUCCAUGUAAAUUUAAAAAAAAAAAAAAUAACGAAAAAAGGAAUGCAAAGCAUGAGAAUUUUACAACUAUGUGGUUAUGUCAAUUGUUUUUUAUUUAGGAUGUAGUUUAUCUCAAAUCCUUCUCCAGCAUAUUGCUCUAAGCCCUAAACCAAGCUGCAGAAUUGAGAAUUGAGUUGUCAAACAAGACCUCUAACUCUGUGCUAGAGGAUCUGCUAAUAUAGAACACAUGCAUAAUUUCUGGGUUACCAUGUUCAUAUUUUGCAGGUCAAUCAGUUUAAUACUUCUGAUUAAAAGAAUUGAAUGGAAAACAAUUACAAUAUUUCUGAAUAAAGUUCAGUUCUGCAGAAUUCAAAGCAAUCCUGGAAUUAGCAGCCUACAGUGUAAACAAGUUCAAAGUACCUAGAAGGUGUAAAUAUAAAAUUGCUUCAGAUACAGUGCUUUCUUUUUCUAUAAUUUUCUUCUCCUAAGUGUCUGUCAGCCAUUUUCUAAAAUGGCCAAAGUACUAGGACUGA
Molecule: messenger RNA, 3182 nt
Organism: Ficedula albicollis (Collared flycatcher)
Lineage: Eukaryota; Metazoa; Chordata; Aves; Passeriformes; Muscicapidae
Gene: RASSF9
Product: Ras association domain family member 9
Exons: 2
Coding region: 206-1528 (440 amino acids)
Biological process (GO): signal transduction
Source: RefSeq, a predicted model, not a curated record